CUUCACUCAAACCACCAUCAUCGUUUCCGUUGGGCUUCGUGGUCGUGUCAUUGACAGCUGAGUAAGACCGCCAUUGGAAAAACGGGUUUCUAGCGCCAGUCGAUCGUUCAAGAGUUUUGUGUUUUUACCAAGAUCUUUACUUCUCACUUUCUGGGUGAGAUCGUGCUGCAUUUGCGGUGACUGUCUCGCGCUUCGUUGAGAAUUUAAAAAACGAUUGUCGGAUGUACUCUCAGCCCCACAUCAAUCGCCCCUCACCUCCUGCGCCUGUCUACUUUGUGGAUCCCAAUUCUUUUCGCCGUGAUUAUGCGGCGCGUCUUGCAGAACUCACCAUUAACUCCAGACCUAUCAUUCAGACCUUAUCGAUGAUUGCUCAAGAGUAUUCAAAAUGGGCUGAGAUUGUAGCUCAAUGUUUGGAGGCCCACAUUCGAAGGGUUCCUCCAUGGAUUAAGCUUCCAGGCUUCUACUUACUUGACGCAAUCUCGAAGAAUGUCUACGACCCGUAUACGCGCCAUUUUGCUCCCUUCGUUAUUGGUUUAUUCCUGGAAACUUACCAGCAGGUUGAUCAGGCGACUCGUAGCAAGAUGGAAGAAAUGCUUUUGACCUGGCGAACCGCCUCUCCCACUGGCAAGGAACUGUUCGGUGUUAUUCCACAACUUGCCAUUGAGCGUGGAAUAUGGGGUGGCGAUUCCAAUCCAACAGGGGCAACGUCUGGCCAGAUAUCGAGAGCACAAGUCCUGAGCGAACUUGAAUUUACCCUGAGCCAAAAGGAACGCGCCCUGCAAUCAAAUGCUUGGGAUACCACUGCACAGAGGCAUGUACAAAUUCUGCAACAGCUGCGCAAGCUUGUUGAAGCAGGUGUUUCUCAAGAUGAGCUUCGUCAAAUCCUGACCCAGCUGAGAUCUCUGUCACAAACCCCUCAACUUGCCGCGGCCGCUCCUCCUCCUCCUCCGACAACAUCAUAUCAAUACCAAGCCCAGCCUGCAUACCCUCGUCAAGCUACGCAAUCUGCAUUCCCACCUCCAGUAUCACAACACUCUCCCUCUACUACUUAUGCAUCUUACGCCCUGCCGUCCAUUAAUCAACCUAAAUCUGAACCGGUCGACUCUGCAUCUCUUUUAUCGAGCGUGAAAUCUACAGGUGUCCCGCCAACUGACAUCGCUGGACUUUACAGCGCUCUUUUGAAGGCCGGCAUUGUGGCUGGUACUGGUACGCCCGUUGGUGCCGGAGCGACCGCCACUUCUGAGGAUACUGUUGCAUCGUCGACGUCAUCUGAAAACCUGAGUCGGGAUGCUGCAAGAGCAUAUCGCAAAUCAGUUUUAACGCAGAACAUUAGGCUAACGAACGCUGAUAUAACAAGAAAACGUCCUAAUAUUGACCGUUUGUUGUAUGAUCGAUUGCCCGUCCAGUGUAAGCAAUGUGGUAUCAGAUUUUCGGAUGAUACACUAGGAAAGAAAGAGAUGGAGGAUCAUCUUGACAUGCACUUCAGACAAAACCGUAAAGCAAAUCAGAGCCUUGGCCGUGGACACAGUCGCAGUUGGUUUGUCGACCUUGAUGAUUGGGUUCAUGAAGGUCGUGUGGAUGUGAAGGGUAAAGGCCGUGCUGAUGGUCCUCGGCCUACUACCAACAAGGCUGCACUUGUGGUAGAUGCAGCACGACGUGAUGCUGAGUUACGCACGCAGUUCGUUGUUGUACCAUCAGGCGACGAAGCGAAAUCUUUGUCUUGUCCCAUAUGUAAAGAGAAUCUAAAAACAGAGUUCCUAGAAGAUGACGAGGAGUGGGUCUGGAAGAAUGCUGUCAGAAAGGAUGAUAAGAUAUAUCAUGCGACAUGCUAUGCUGAAGCUAUGAGUUCGAAACAUACUCUGGCUUCGAGAUUACGCCAAGACACAACCAGUCGGAGCAGAUCUGGCACGCCAGAUGCUUGCAGAGCUACGCCCCCAAAGGGCAACCCAAGCGUACGGUCUUCCCAGUCCCGGUCCCCCGACUCUAAACGCGCUACGCUCAAGCGUAAGGCGAGUAUCGAUGAUUUUAGUAGGUCGUCUGUCAAAAUGGAGAGUAAUGGAACACCGCCUAUGAAGAAGAUGGCGCUUGCAGCCUGAGAGUUGGAUUAUAGACUUUCCACAUCUUUAUUGGAAUACUUAUUGAGCAUCAUCACAUGUAUUAAACAAACGCAUAUCAUAUACAUCAUGAUUGAAUUGACUACAUA
This is a messenger RNA of Suillus subaureus, 2203 nucleotides long. RefSeq lists its product as uncharacterized. The transcript is spliced from 8 exons. NCBI's taxonomy places the organism in Eukaryota, Fungi, Basidiomycota, Agaricomycetes, Boletales, Suillaceae. Gene Ontology annotation, biological process: termination of RNA polymerase II transcription. The record is from RefSeq and is a predicted model, not a curated record. Gene Ontology annotation, cellular component: cytoplasm; mRNA cleavage factor complex. Gene Ontology annotation, molecular function: mRNA binding; RNA polymerase II complex binding. Bases 222 to 2096 code for a protein of 624 amino acids.